Messenger RNA from Eupeodes corollae, 2484 nucleotides. It is a transcript of the gene M6, whose product is annotated as neuronal membrane glycoprotein M6-a. NCBI's taxonomy places the organism in Eukaryota, Metazoa, Arthropoda, Insecta, Diptera, Syrphidae. Gene Ontology annotation, cellular component: plasma membrane. Bases 645 to 1577 code for a protein of 310 amino acids. The transcript has 6 exons. Gene Ontology annotation, biological process: neuron projection development. The record is from RefSeq and is a predicted model, not a curated record.
CUGUUCCGCGAGGAAGUACGAUAGUUUUUGUUAGCAUUCGUUCGCCCGACAAAUUCAUUUCGCGCUAAAGUGUUUUCGUUUCGCAUUUCACUCCUCUUAGCAAGUGGAAUUAAAUUAAACUAGUUUUACUUAUUUAAAGUUACAAUUAUGCAGUUAUCUUUUCUGUGGCAUUGAAACCUAUUUUGAGAAACAAAUAAAUCUUCACAUUUGGUCAAGAGUGCAGUGUGCCCAGCCCAUAAAUUCUACGUAGCAAGUUAAGCCUUUGUCUCACUCACUCCCCUUUUUAAUUCAUCAUCGUUCCCCACUAACUUACCAUUCACAAUUGUGCGUAAACAAAAACAAGUGCAGUGUCCAACUCUUGAAAAAGUUUUUAGUGAUUUAUUUAUUGUUUUUCGUAUCUCCCUUUUAUUUUAUUGUGGUUCCUACUUGCAUAGUUUGUUUAUUGGAUGCAAUUUAUUAAUUGAGAGCAAACAUCAAACACAAUGGAAUUAAACUUCCAACGACUCCGUUAAAACGAUUAAACGAAAAAAAACGAGUGCCUAGUCAAGUCAUUUAAACGACACCAAAGACCAAAGAAAAUAAUAUUGAAUUAUGUACUAUGUGUACAUUUUCAAUAAAUUAAUUUAAAAGAAAUUAUAAUAAUAAUGACGUCAAAGAUGAAUCGCGAUCGGGUGCGAGACCCCCGCGAACAUAUUCUCUUGGAGACAAAUUUCGAAGACGACGGAGUACUAACCCACGCCUAUAAUACACAUCAACUUAAUCGGCAUCGAAGUUCAAACCGAUCGGAUCGCUCCCUGGAUCGAUACUCAGAUCGUGGAUGGAAUAACAAUAGAGGUGACUGCUGUCAAUCAUGCAUGGCGCGAAUACCAUAUGCCACUCUAAUAGCCACCCUCAUGUGUUUACUGGGGGUGGGAAUAUUCUGUGGAACCAUGUAUCGUGGUGCUUCACUCACGAUAAUCAUGAUGGACCAAGUUUUCCACUUGCGGCUUAUAUGGAUUGAGGCCGUGCAGAUGAUAUUCACGAUAAUAGCGGCAGGGAUGGCUGCUCUCGGAUUUAUGAUUCUGUUUGUGGGCUUUCUGGCAACUGGUGCAACGCGCUACAAGGUGUAUCGAGCGUGGCGGUCUCGAGUGGGCGGACGGAUUUCUUGUGCAGUGUUAAUGGGACUGACAUAUUUGUUGAAUUUCGUAUGGACGUUGAUCUUAUGCUUCCUUGUGAUUGUAACAUUCAUUUACACCAUGUUCUGGAAUAUGUGCUCCAGCGUUGAGAGGUCGUUUAGCUGCAUUGACUUGACACAAUUCUAUUUCAUGUUCCCGGCAAGUACGAAAAUCGAAGAAAUGAAAAUCUGCGACAAAUACGAAAUCAAAGCAUUCUGCAAGGAUGGAGUUGAAAAUGCCGAAGUAAUGUUCAUCCUCGCAACUCUGGCAACUCUAUUGGUAAUCCUAAGCUUGGUACAUUAUCUUAUGUGCCUUUCGGCAAACUACGCUCACAUAAGAGAUCAUGAGAAAUUCCAAGAACUUCAAGAAAUUCAAAAUCUUAACGAACUCGAGUACAGCGCCGAAUCAAAAGAUCGUUUCUAGGACAUAUUCCAGAAGAUUCAUUUUGAGCUUAAAUAAAUUUAAACUAAAUUCCAACCUGCCACAAAAAUAAAACCAUUACGUUCAUUUUUAGUUUUCGUUUGUAAUUCCUUUUUGUAUAUUACAAUAAUUUUAAGAUUAAUUUAGUUAUUUUCUUUUUCUUUGGCUUAAGUUUAGUUGGUUUGUUUUUUAUCUUUUAUUAUUUGUUUAAAACAAGAAGAAAAUCAAAACUAAUUGCCAAGCCACCAAGAGAUCAACAUAUCACUAGAAAGUAAUAUAUUUAAAAACAAAAAAACAUUCACACAACAUCGACACAUCACAGCGCAAAAAAAAAAUAAACAAAAUCACAUUUUAUUUAAGAUUGUGCAACAAAUGCAAGGCAGCUGUUAGUUUUAGUUAUAUUUUUUUUAUAUUAUAAUAAUUUUUGCUUAUUUUAUUAUGUUAUAGUUUAUUUAAUAAUAAUUUUACAAUUUUUCUUCUUCUACCACACAAUUCCCGUACAUUCCGUCCAAUUUAAUUUGUUUGGGUUUUGUAUUAUUCAAAAACAAUAUUUAGUUUUCAAGACAAUUUUUCAAAAAAUUCUUUUAUUAAAAACAAAAAAUAACAGAACAAUUUGCUCAAAAUGAUUCUUCUGUAAUUUGCUAUUUAUAAAAAAAUUUAUUGCAGAAUAUAUUUGUAUUUUAUGUACAAAACUAUUUUAUGUAUAAACAAAAUGUGUAAAACAAAAUAUAAUAAAUUCAAAAAAUAUGUCCUUCCUUCCUUUCUUAUCUUCCAUCGAAUUAACGGUAAUCAUUUAAAUGUUAUCAACAAAUUAAGAUUGAAAAUAUAUUUGUAACAAAUGUACGCACUGAAGUAAGGAUGAAAUCUUAUUUGAAUUUGAAUUAUUUAUAAGUUAGAUUUAAGAUGAAUU